Messenger RNA from Guillardia theta CCMP2712, 749 nucleotides. RefSeq lists its product as hypothetical. The record is from RefSeq and is a predicted model, not a curated record. Gene Ontology annotation, molecular function: glutathione transferase activity; maleylacetoacetate isomerase activity. Lineage: Eukaryota; Cryptophyceae; Pyrenomonadales; Geminigeraceae. Bases 1 to 711 code for a protein of 236 amino acids. Gene Ontology annotation, cellular component: cytoplasm. Gene Ontology annotation, biological process: glutathione metabolic process; L-phenylalanine catabolic process. The transcript is spliced from 12 exons.
AUGGGGGCAAGACGAUUUCACACUUGGAAGCUUUACGGCUACUGGCGGUCAUCGUGCACUUGGCGAGUGAGAAUCGCGUUGGCCGCAAAAGGCAUUAAGUAUGAGUACGUUCCCAUUGACAUCUCAAAAGGGGACCAGCAUGACAGUGAGCAUGAAAAUCGCAACCGAAUGAGACAGGUUCCGACUUUGGAGGUGUAUGAUGAAGAAGCAAAGACAAAGAGGCUGCUGAGUCAGAGCUUAGCAAUCAUCGAAUUUCUGGAAGAGACUUUUCCCAAUUCUGGUUGCUCCAUGUUGCCAAAAGAUCCUAUUGAAAGGAUGCGAGUGAGACAGAUAUCGGAGAUAAUCAACAGUGGAAUACAACCCUUGCAGAAUCUCAGCGUCCUCAAAGCUAUUUCAAGCAACGGGCAGAUGGAUUCGAAGGAUUGGGCACACAAGGCUAUCUCAAAGGGCUUGGAAGCUGUGGAGGUCCUUGCCCUGCAGAUCCUGGAGGAGCUAAAGGAGGAUCGAGGAAACGACAGCGUGUACCUUGCUGGAACCCGCGAACCAACCAUGGCUGAUGCCUGUCUGAUACCUCAGCUCUACAAUGCCCGAAGGUAUGACGUCGACCUUGCCACGACCUGCCCGCAUCUCUUGGAGGUUGAGAAGCGUUGCAACAAGUUGGAGUGGAUUGCGUCGUGUCAUGCAAACCUACAGAGUGAUGCUCAGGUGUAACGUCGGCUAAGGUAGUGUUUAAAUGGCAUUCAACGCUC